AUGAGGAAAGUGGUCUUGCUCACGGGGCGCUCGGGUCAACGGCGAUGGCUCACCCUGCGACCAGAGUGCACUGUCGACUCGGCUCGCUAUCCUCUCGGUUAUAUACCAAUGGACGGGAGCGAGUCGAUUGAUUCGGUGUAUGCGCUCUUAAAGCGGGGCCAUUUCGUUGCGCCACUGAAUCGUAUUGAGGUUAUUCACAAAGUUAGCCUGGGUGUGCGGGCAUUGUGCCGAUCAGAGUAUCCUGUACUUGCGACCCAAGAUGUCCUGACGUUGUAUCUGAGAGAAAAAGAGAUCCUUGGUCGUGUCCUUAUCCGCCGCGACUUUUGGACGCUGAUGGACUUCAAUGAUGCCGAGCUGAAUCAGAGCUUUGGUGUGCAGAAUUUGUACUUUGACAACUACAAAUGGUCUCAGGUAUUGUGGCGGCGUUUUGUGGCCUAUGUGGAGGAAUACUUUCCGGUAGCAGAGCACACCCACUUGCUUUACGGAGAGUAUGUGCAGCUCAUCCGCAGCUUCUCCUCCUUCGAACAAGGGACGUCCGUGAAGCCGGCGCUGCCGAAAGCAAUUCGGCUGCACCCGCCCUAUGGUGCUCUGAUGCCUAGCAAAUUCACUCAGGAACCGAUUUUACUCCUCAAAAGAUGGCUGCUAAACUUUCGAGGACCUCUGAUGCUGCAUAAGGCGCUUGUGGUGAAUGCAGGCUCAGGUGUGCUGGCGUUUGUCACAAAGCUGUGCCACGUGCCGAUGGUGCGCGGUGUGGACCCUCGUCCGCGUUUCGUUGAGGCCUGCCGAAAGGAUGCAGCUCGCUCGCCAAAGCUGUCGAAUGUCAGUUUUCAGGUGGCGGAGAUGUUUCCAGAUGUCACUGAUGGGAUGGAUGAGGGCCCCCGAAAGGGUAAAUACGACCUUGUUGUUUUUUACCCGGAUGAAGAAAUCGUGUCUGCUCUAUGGGAUGGAGAAAAUGACCCCUAUGCGCCAACAUCGCAGGGCUACGCUGGAAAGCUGGAGGCGUUUUUUGAAGCCGUAGGACCACACCUGGUGGAAAACGGUGUGAUUGCCCUGUGCUGUACGAAUAUUCACGCAUUGCUUUUUCCAGAUGCACCACACCCUAUCGAGUAUGAGGUGAAGCUGAAUCGGCGCUUUGUCAUCCUCGAUUAUUACGACGCUCCGGCGCGGUACUCUGGCAAGAUUCGCACAAGAUUUUUGGAGCCUGCAAUUGAAUGCCAUCCACAGUGGGCAAAAAAACUUCGGUCGGAGGUGUGGAUUUUGCAUAAAACGGAGUCUAUCGGGCACUUUGGGUUCAUUCAUGGCAUCCCUGGCGCCAAGCCACCGAAUAUGGAAAAGUGGCGGACGAAGACAAUGGGGCUGGAGCGGCAGAAGGCGCUGAAGGAUCACGUGCGGUUGAUGGGUGGAGACUGGGGCGACUACAAGGGUCGGCUCCUGAGGAUGCUGCAGGAGCAAACGGAGGAGCCGGAAGACGAUGUGGCGGAGUCAAUACGGAUCGCUCUGGAUCCAACAUACCCGGGCGUCCUUGCGGAGGGCGCGCGGAAGGCGGUCGAGGCAGGCGAGAAGGAAAAGCAAGAGUUUCACCGCUCCGUUGCGCUUGAGUUCUGCGAUUGUUCGCCGAGAGAGGCAUUUCGUAGAAGAAGCUUUUGA
Leishmania braziliensis MHOM/BR/75/M2904 is the source of this 1647-nucleotide messenger RNA. RefSeq lists its product as hypothetical. Bases 1 to 1647 code for a protein of 548 amino acids. The record is from RefSeq and is a predicted model, not a curated record. Lineage: Eukaryota; Euglenozoa; Kinetoplastea; Trypanosomatida; Trypanosomatidae. The transcript has a single exon.